UUGACACACUUUGAUACCUCGCUAUACCUACGUACCAGGUAGGUUGGAUCUUUUUAUUUAAAAAUGUUUCGUACGGGUUUUGAUUUACCGGUCGUAAACAAUAUUUAAGAGGCGACGGCCAUGUUGGCGUUUGCGGACCUUGGUGUUCCAGUAAAGGUGGAACAGCAAACGUUUCUGGGAAACUGUUAUCAUUAUGGAGUCCGAGAGAUUGUGUCCUGUCUGUUGCUCUGCUAAACGUGUACAGUGCACUGUAGUUGACAGCGACAUAUGGAAUGCAGCUGUGGUCUCACAACCAUCCGUGUUCUGAAGCUCUCCUUCAAACAAACUCGGAUCCAUCUAUUUCAGUAAGGAAAACUUCCUCUUUCUUCUGCGCAUGACAGUACAGUGGUUUGUUUAAAAGCUUAAUCGAGUAAUCGAGUCAAAAUGUCUUUUCUGGACAAUAUUCAAAUUGUUGGCGCGAAAAUGGACGAGUUUGAGCAGGCGAAGAAAGAGCAUGACGCACUUCUUCAACGUCAAAAGGAAGAAAAAGAGGAGAAAAUCGCUGCCGCUGCAGCAAAACGGAAGUUGACAGCUAAAAAGAUGACUAACUCUGUCAUCGUGAAGGAGGAUAGGAGGACACGCUGGGAGUCUGCGAGGACGAGUAGGGAUAGCACUUCCGUUCAAAAUAGGCAGGUAUCGUCACGGCAAACCGCUAUUACGUCACAACAAAACUUUGCUGUCACCGUGACAAGUAAAAACACAGCAUUUAUGACGAACAAGGGGACCGGGACGUACCACAUGGCCCCACCUUCCUCGACACCGUCACAAGCCAAAAAGACCACGAGACCGACAAGUUUGCAGGGUCUUCCCAGGCGCGAUGACGGCGAGGAUUCAACGGAAGUGAAAAAACGAGUUGGAAAAUCAUCACGCAAAACAACUAAGGACGAUGAUUUGUCAUCGCCGAGCAACGACAAAAAGCUGAACGAGCUAAAUAUCAGCGAUGAAACAGGUACAAAACAGAUAAAGACGCCCGAUUAUAAAACGUUUCUCGUAUCGACAGGGAAAGCAGUUUUCCCACAGAAACAUGAAGAGAUGGAAGCCGGAAGUGACGUUAAAAAUAAUGAAGAUGCAAAGUCGAACGAUAUAAACGCGCAGACUGGAAAUAACGAUACAUCCGGUGUCGUUUUUGUUCCGGACGGUAAACAGGAUGAAGAGCCAGGAGCUGGAGAAGCGGGAUCAUCAGGAAAUAAUAAGGAGAGCGGAAACGGUGUCGCUACCGGAAGUGAGAUCGAUGGCGGAAGUUCUAAUUCAAAUAAUGGCAACAACGGUGACAAAAAUGGCGCAACUGAUGCUGGGGAGAACAAUUCCUAUGACAAGACUGAUGCAGAAAUAAAUAAAUUAUCGGGUGACUCGACACAAGAUGGCGGCAAAGGGGAGACAACCAAGGAAAGAGGAACACUUAUGCCGGGGAAUAUUGAGGGUGAUCGCCCCCUUAGUCAUCCCGAGGAAGUCACAAAAUAUUUGCGCAGUGUUUACAAGUUAUUAGAAAAACCCAAACAGCUUCAUACAUUCAACGUUUGCGAUGAAUUUAUUGAUACAAUUUCUUGCGUUUCUGGGGAAAACGCUUGGAUGUUCUGUGACGGAAACAAACUUAUUCUCGUCAACAAAGAUGGUGACAAACAGAGGUCGAUUCAGCUUCGAGGUAAAAUCGGGGACUUCUGUACGCUUUCAUCUGGUGAGGUUCUGUUAACUCACAUGGACGACUGUUGUGUUUACAGUAUCCAGGCCAACGGGGUCAUGACCUUACAAUUCAAAACCGAACCUUUACACCCAGUUGCAAUUCAGCCAACCGCUGACGACAAUGUAUUGAUCACUUUGGCGGAUGAUUGGGACUACAAAAUUGAGCCACAAAGCCAAAGACAACUACGCAUGUACAGUCGUGACGGCACCGUCUUGAAAACGCUUGAAUUUGGGCCUGAUGAAAAACGCUUGUUUUGUAAGCCAGGACGCGUCCGCGUGAGUAAAAACAAUUCUAACAUUGCCGUGUGCAACUUUGUGAAUGACAAACCUGGUGAUGAUCACGUGAUAUUUCUAGACAAAAAUUUCAACUUCCUGUUUCGGUCUAACGAGCGCUACUCCAUACCUAGUGAACUUAAACCUCAAAGUCACGUGAUAUUUGACGACAUGAUUUUUGAUUCAGGAGAUAAUGUAGUUACCGUAGAAACAGUCUCAAAUAGCGUUCAGCUAUUGGACAAAAACUGUCGAUACGUAAAAACUCUAUAUAGAGAUCCGACGGACGGCGAACAACCGAUGUCCGUUGCCUUGGAUACGGAGGGCAAUCUGUGGAUUGGCUUCCAAAAAGGUCACGUGACGAUUGUAAAAUAUAGAACACAAGUGAUGGCAGUUGAGGCGGUGAAAGAGUAACUUUACGUCAUCAUUUUUUUGCUCAAAAUGUUUGCGCUAAUUAUAUUUUCACGAACUAAGGGAACAUACACAUUUCAUAGUUGGAACAUUCGUCCGUUUAUCAAAUAUAAUUGUAAUAAUUAAAAGAACAUUGUAAAAAUAAAUAAAAUUCGUCGAAAGCGAGUCCUUAAAAAUUUUGACAGCGCUUUAUAAAUUUGAUGUAUUGAACCUUUUGUUUCUAUCUAUUGAGGAGACUUACCUUGUUGUAUUACAGAGAGAAGAUUUAAAUCCAUAUAGAUCCAUUCGAGGGAGUUAUUUUUCAAAAAUAACUGUAACCUUGAGCAUUGGAUUGAGAAAAUGGACAUAGACCUUUUUUUUCUUUCUCAUAAUCCGAAACGCAAAUAAACGCGGGUUUUCUCCUGGUACUGCGGUUUCCACCCGCAUGAAAACCACUACGCGUCUUAGAUGCAGGCCAACAAGAGUGAUUAAUAUAAUUUGAGAUAACUUGUUUCAUAAUCGUUGUAAAAUGAAUAAGAUUUUUAACGCAAACAAAGUCACUGUGGCUCUUUCCUACAGCCCCAGGAUUUCUGGAUAUUAUUUUAGGAAUGUAAACAUAUGACACAAUUGACUUCAUCUGUUCUUAAAAAAGUCAUUUUACGUUUCGUUUCCUGUUACGGCGUGACGAAGGCACACAGUUAAAGACCUAUGGAAUACAAAUAGCGUUCCAUUUAGGACAGAAUGCAUUGUUAAAAUUCAAUUAAAGUCGAAGACAAUCGCCAACACCUAUUCAAUGUUGUCAAUCAUUGUAAACGUGAUGAUAAAGUCACUAGUGUAAAGCGAUAAAGUAGAGAUGUACGUAAUUUUACAAUCUCUCUCUCUCUCUCUCUCUCUCUCUCUCUCUCUCUCUCUGUUUUUAGUAGCUUUUAAUUUUUUGCAUUUCUUCGAAUCCUUGCUUGUUUGUGUUUGUGUAUGUAAGAUUGUGUAUGUGGGUGGGUGUGGGGUAGAAAGGUAAUGUGUUAAUGUAAAACUACACAAGUGUCAAAUGUUCUGAUGCAACUGAAAAAAAAUGCAUGUAUUUAUAUUUUAUAUGAAAUCAAUUCAUCAUACCUGAAUGAACGGCUGAUGAAGAAUGACUUAUUGAGUGAUCAAUUAUGAGGAUAAGUAAUCGUGAUAAUGAUGUGUAAUCAUAUGAGGAUAAUGAUAAUGAUGAUGAAUUAAUGAUUGAUGAUAAUUAGGGCUACAUGAUGUUGACUGAUGAGGAAUGAUUGAUCGAUUGAUUGGAUGAUGAUGAUGAUGAUGAUGAUGUGUAAUG
Molecule: messenger RNA, 3694 nt
Organism: Mizuhopecten yessoensis (Yesso scallop)
Lineage: Eukaryota; Metazoa; Mollusca; Bivalvia; Pectinida; Pectinidae
Exons: 2
Coding region: 424-2403 (659 amino acids)
Source: RefSeq, a predicted model, not a curated record